This is a messenger RNA of Chrysochloris asiatica (Cape golden mole), 1839 nucleotides long. RefSeq names its product negative elongation factor D-like. Gene Ontology annotation, biological process: negative regulation of transcription elongation by RNA polymerase II. The transcript has 15 exons. Bases 67 to 1839 code for a protein of 590 amino acids. Gene Ontology annotation, molecular function: RNA binding. NCBI's taxonomy places the organism in Eukaryota, Metazoa, Chordata, Mammalia, Afrosoricida, Chrysochloridae. Gene Ontology annotation, cellular component: nucleus; NELF complex. The record is from RefSeq and is a predicted model, not a curated record.
GGGCCGCGCGUGCGCUCGCCCGUCCGUCCCCGUCGCACGCAUGCGCAGCGCUCGCUCGUGGAGAGUAUGGCGGGGGCCGCUCCGGGCGCCAUCUCCGAAGAGGACUACUUCGGGAACGCCGCCGAGUGGGGCGACGAGGCGGACGGCGGCCAGCAGGAGGAGGACGACGGGGAGGGAGAAGAUGACGCUGAGGUCCAGCAGGAGUGUCUGCACAAAUUCUCCACGCGGGAUUACAUAAUGGAACCGUCCAUCUUCAACACACUGAAGAGGUAUUUUCAGGCGGGCGGCUCUCCCGAGAACGUGAUCCAGCUUCUCUCAGAGAACUACACAGCCGUGGCCCAGACGGUGAACCUGCUGGCUGAGUGGCUCAUCCAGACAGGUGUGGAGCCUGUACAGGUUCAGGAGACGGUGGAGAACCACUUGAAGAGUUUACUCAUCAAACAUUUCGACCCCCGCAAAGCAGAUUCUAUUUUUACUGAAGAAGGCGAGACCCCUGCGUGGCUUGAGCAGAUGAUUGCACACACCACGUGGAGAGACCUCUUCUACAAGCUGGCGGAAGCCCAUCCCGACUGUCUGAUGCUCAACUUCACAGUGAAGCUGAUAUCGGACGCCGGGUACCAAGGGGAGAUCACCAGUGUGUCCACAGCCUGCCAGCAGCUCGAGGUGUUUUCCCGAGUGCUCCGCACCUCCCUGGCCACCAUCUUGGAUGGAGGAGAAGAAAACCUGGAGAAAAACCUCCCUGAGUUUGCUAAGAUGGUAUGCCAUGGAGAGCACACGUACCUGUUUGCUCAGGCCAUGAUGUCGGUGCUGGCCCGGGAGGAGCAGGGCGGCUCGGCAGUGCGCAGGGUCGCCCAGGAAGUGCAGCGCUGUGCUCAGGAGAAGGGCCACGACGCAAGUCAGAUCACGCUGGCCUUGGGCACAGCCGCCUCCUACCCGCGGGCGUGCCAGGCCCUGGGAGCCAUGCUGUCCAAAGGCGCCCUGAACCCAGCUGACAUCACUGUCCUCUUCAAGAUGUUCACUAGCAUGGACCCGCCGCCUGUGGAGCUGAUCCGCGUGCCGGCCUUCUUGGACCUGUUCAUGCAGUCCCUCUUCAAACCGGGGGCCAGGAUCAACCAGGACCACAAGCACAAGUACAUCCACAUCCUGGCCUACGCAGCAAGUGUGCUGGAGACCUGGAAGAAGAACAAGCGAGUCAGCAUCAACAAGGAUGAGCUGAAGUCUACCUCGAAAGCUGUUGAGACCGUCCACAAGUUGUGCUGCAAUGAGAACAAAGGGGCCUCGGAGCUGGUGGCCGAGCUGAGCACACUCUACCAGUGUAUCAGGUUCCCAGUGGUGGCCAUGGGUGUCCUGAAGUGGGUGGACUGGACAGUGUCAGAACCAAGGUACUUUCAGCUGCAGACGGACCACACCCCCGUCCACCUGGCGCUGCUGGAUGAGAUCAGCACCUGCCACCAGCUCCUACACCCCCAGGUUCUGCAGCUGCUGGUCAAGCUCUUUGAGACCGAGCACUCCCAGCUGGAUGUGAUGGAGCAGCUUGAGUUGAAGAAGACGCUCCUGGACAGGAUGGUUCACCUGCUGAGCCGGGGCUGCGUCCUGCCCGUGGUUAGCUACAUCCGCAAGUGUCUGGAGAAGCUUGAUACAGACAUCUCCCUCAUCCGCUACUUUGUCACUGAGGUGCUGGACGUCAUCGCGCCUCCGUACACCUCCGACUUUGUGCAGCUCUUCCUCCCCAUCCUGGAGAAUGACAGCAUUGCGGGCACCAUCAAGACUGAAGGCGAGCAUGACCCUGUCACGGAAUUCAUAGCUCACUGCAAAUCCAACUUCAUCAUGGUGAACUGA